AUGAGUGUUGUGUCUACCGAGAUCCUUCGUUACCACUACGACAAUGCCAUCACAGACAUUAAACAUAAGUCAUUCAGAUUCUGGCAACACUACCUCCACAACGCAGUGGCUGACACCGAAGUCUACUCCACAACAUACAAGACGACAACAGAAGGCUCUCGCACGCCCGUUUACAUGCAGUGGCAUGGCAUGACUAAUCACAUGAUGUCCGCAUUGCUCUGGAUUGAGUGUGAAGUGCCCGGUGCCAGGAUCAGACAGGCUGAGGAACAGGCGCUAGAGGAAGCCAAAACAUGUGUGCAGAGACCCAAUCAACUAAAUCAACUACACGGCAUCUGUCAAUUUAGAUUGAUUUAA
Molecule: messenger RNA, 354 nt
Organism: Pochonia chlamydosporia 170
Lineage: Eukaryota; Fungi; Ascomycota; Sordariomycetes; Hypocreales; Clavicipitaceae
Exons: 2
Coding region: 1-354 (117 amino acids)
Source: RefSeq, a predicted model, not a curated record